Molecule: messenger RNA, 5486 nt
Organism: Ictalurus furcatus (blue catfish)
Lineage: Eukaryota; Metazoa; Chordata; Actinopteri; Siluriformes; Ictaluridae
Gene: rab3gap2
Product: RAB3 GTPase activating protein subunit 2 (non-catalytic)
Exons: 35
Coding region: 28-4188 (1386 amino acids)
Biological process (GO): regulation of GTPase activity
Source: RefSeq, a predicted model, not a curated record
UUAGCUCUCAGCGCUCUUUAAUUCAGGAUGUCCUGCAGUUUGCUGGAUUUUUGCCGCGUUCAAGAGCUCAAACAAGUCCGGGAUUUUCUCUCCCACAGUCAGAAAAAUCCCCCCACAGAUGACAACAAAGAGCAAACAGAGAGUGAGUUAGCGUGGGAUGAGUCAGAUUGGGGCUCCUGGGAGGCAGCGGACACCAAAGAAGAUGGAACCACGCCUCAUGAUGUUGAUGAUGUGCAGCAGAACAGCGCCCCCUGGCUGCAGGACUGCAUACUCGCUCUGUCACCAUGCUCAGACCUGCUGGUCAUCGCUCAAGACCACAAAGCUGCAUUCCUCUCCGCCAAAUGGCAGACAGACGCCAGCGGAAAGGAGGAGAUGACUCUGGCUGUGACCUGGAGCGGCACGCUGAGCACUGAGGAUGGAGAGUGUGUGAGUAGCGUCAUCUGCAUCCCACUGGCCAGCCAGAAGAGAAGUUCUACGGGUCGUCCAGACUGGACGUGCAUCGUGGUCGGGUUCAGUUCCGGUUACGUCCGCUUCUACACAGAGAAUGGGGUUCUCCUCUUGGCUCAGCUGCUGAACGAAGACCCGGUUCUCAGACUGAAGUGUCGCACGUAUGAGAUCCCGCGCCAUCCCGGAGUCAACGAACAGCAUGAGGAGUUGAGUAUUCUGUACCCAGCAGCCCUGGUCACUAUCGAUGGCUUCAGCCUCUUUCAGUCUCUGCGUGCCUGCAGGAAUCAGGUUGCUAGAGCUGCUGCAGCAGGAAGUGACGUCGUACAGCCUCCUCCUCUCGCCUAUAAGAAGUGGGGACUGCAGGACAUGGACACCAUCGUGGACCACACCAGUGUGGGCAUCAUGACACUGAACGUGUUUGAUCAGAUGAAGAAUGCGUCGAUACUCGGGGGUUUCCAUGCCUCAGUAAAGGGUAGUCCUCCUGCCAUGAGUCAGUAUAUAACGGUGGGAGGCGGUCCCUUCACCGGAUUCUUCUACGCCGUGGAGGGCAUUUCUCAGCCUCUCCUCUCCCACGUUGCUCUUGCUGUGGCCAGUAAACUCACUUCUGCCCUGUUCAGUGCCGCCAGUGGAUGGUUGGGGUGGAACAAGAACAAGACCGAAGAAGAGCCUGCUCAGAAACAGAAGCCUAAGGUGGAGCCAGCCACGCCCCUUCCUGUUAGGUUCGGUCUCCCCGAUUCCCGUCGUCAUGGCGAAUCUAUCUGUCUGUCGCCGUGCAACACCAUGGCAGGCGUGACAGACGACUUUGGCAGAGUGACGCUGCUGGACGUGGCACGCGGCAUCGCCAUCCGCAUGUGGAAGGGUUACCGUGACGCCCAGCUGGGCUGGGUGCAGGUGUAUGAGGCUCAUGGGGACAGAGACACGGUCACGUCACCCUCCAUGCCCCGCCGCUGUGCUCAGUUCCUGGUGAUUUACGCCCCCCGUAGGGGCAUCCUGGAGGUGUGGGGCACUCAACACGGCCCCCGGAUCGGGGCAUUUACUGUAGGCAAACACUGCAGGUUGUUGUAUCCAGGUUACAGGUUAAUGGGCGUGAACAGUGUGACCAGUCAGGGUUGGCACUUACACACACAGCAGGUGUGUCUGUUCGACCCGGUCAACGGAGUGCUGCGCACCAUAACUGUACCAUUCCACCUGGCUCUCAGCGAUAAGAAGAGCGAGCGAGCCAAAGACAUCCAUCUGCUGAAAAGACUGACCGCUCUGCUCAGGAACGCUGACCCAGACCCUGAUCUUCUGGAGAGUGAGGCUCGGAGCGUCCUGCUGGAGAUCAGACACCCCGCCGUUAAAAAACAGGCUCUGGAGUGUCUGCUGUCCUGUAAGAACGUUCCGGUCUCGUGUCUGAUCAACAUCACCCGAGCUUUAUCGGAGAGCUUAAAAGAACAAGACCCUGAGGCGGUGGAUGAAUCAUUGCUGCAGUUGUGUUCCUCUCAACUCAAACUGCUGCAGCUCUACACCGACGUCCAGCUCCUCCACUCACCUGAUGCCUCGCCCACUGAGCCUGAAUCUCUCUCAGUGCCUGGUAUUGAAGAUGACCUCGCUCGACUCGGACCAGUCCUGCAGCGUUACGCGGAGUUUAACUCACGCCCCUCCGUGUCAUUCGCGCAGGACGAGGCGGGACCACUGCCGGUCAAAACCUUCCUGUCGCAGUUAGUGUGUGAAGGCGGCGAGCUGCGACUCAUCAGAGGCCCUGACACAGACUGGACGCAGCUAGGUAGCUUCCUGUUUUGGGGAUGUCUUUCUGGACAGAGUCCACUGGAGCGAGUGUGUGAGACCCUACAGCAGAGUGGCAUCAGCCCUCAGCAGUUACUGUCUCUGCUGCUGACGGUGUGGCUGAACAGAGAGAAGGAGGUCUUGAAGAGAGCAGACGCUAUUCGGAACCUGCACACACUCCUCAAUACACUCAGCUCUAUGAAAGGAGCGGUGGAUGAGUCGUGGGAUGUGCAGUGCGUGUCCCCCUGGUGGCAGCAGGUGCGUAACACUUGCGUUCAGUCGGAGAGCGCUGGCGCCGCCCUGCUGGCUGUACUCGUCGCUCAUCGUGCUGCCAAGAGCUCCAUCACAGGCCUGGCAGGGAACAAGCUGCAGUCAGACUGGGAGUGCGUGUCUCUGGAGCUGGAACAGUGGGUGGUGUGUGUGUGGCAGCUGGAGGACGUGUUGGUGCUGCAGACGUUGCUGAGCCUGCCGUCUCCUCGGGGUUCACCAGGGGGCGCCGUCCAGCGCUGCUCAGUCAAAACACUGCUGGAGAGCGGAAGAGGUGGCGUAGCAGACAGCGUGGCGAAGCUGAUCUUCAGACAGGACGUCACUCCUGGAACGUUGAAAGACAUUGUGCAGCGGAGGGUGAUGGAACACGGUGAGGAACACGGUGAGGAACACGGUGAGGAACACGGUGAGGAACAGUGUUCACAGCAGGAGACGGAGGAGAAGGACGCCUUGCACACACUGGAGGAGCUGCUGGCGUGUGUGUGUCAGCGUUUCCCCAACUCCCUCUCUCCUGACGUGUUGUUGGCUCACUGUUGUUGGGAAUACGUGGUCCAGUGGAACAAAGACCCCGAGGUGGGCCGGUACCUGGAGUGGUCUGUGGAGUAUCUGAAGAUGAUCUCCAGUCCUCACAUUCAGUUAGGAAUCUCCACCAUGAUGUGGAACACGUUUAUUGUGAAACGUUUCUCUGCAGCAGCCUUCUUAAUGGAAAAGGUGGGAAAAGCUCCGAAGGACAGACUCUGCAGACGGGAUGUAGGAAUGGGCGACACGGCCAUGACCAGUUUCCUGGGCUCCUGUGUGCAGCUGCUGCAGGCUCUGAUGGAGGUCUCGUCUUCCUCCUUUCUUCUUUCUCUUCCUCUUUUCUCCAGAGCGGACUCGAGGGUGGAGGAGGCGAGCGUGACGGAGGUGUGUGUGGAGGAGGUGUGGGGCGGAGCUGAGGGUCCGGCCUCCAUAGCGGAGUUAGCGCUGCAGCAGAGGGGGGUGCAUUACCCGCUGGUGCAGCAUCACUGGCUGUUAGCGUCGCUGCUGCAUGCCGCCAUGAGCUUCUCGAUGCGCCUCAAACCCCUCAGCCUCUUCGACACCAAGGGGAAGAAUGCGUUUUUCAGGGAGCUGACCUCGAUCCAGCUGCUGCCCAGUGGAGACAUGGACCCCAGUCUGGUGGCUCUGAGACAGGAAUUUCUGCUGAGUGUGUUGACAGCAUGGGUGAAGCUUCUGGGUGAGGAGAAGAAGGAGGAGGAAGAGGGUGGUGUGUCUGUUACAGCAGGAGUCAGGGAGCUGGCGUGGAUGGAGACGUGUAUGGAGCUGGCCUCACUGCUGCAGCUUAACGCUGAUAUUCUGCGCAGACACUUCAUCUGUGAGCUGUAUAACCAGGGCCUGGACCUGCGCGCUGAGGAGGUGAUGUUGGAGGUGGAGGAUAAGGAUGUGUUGGGUUCUCAGCUCUUGGUUCUGAUCGGUCAGCGCCUGGCCUACUCUCUGUUUCACUCUCAGACUCAGACCAAAGCCAGCAUGGAGCUCCUGGCACGUCUUCCCACGACCCUCUGUACCUGGCUCAAAGCGAUGGACCCGAGCGAUCUCCGGCGUCCCUCCGUGCCUGUGCAGCAGGUCAGCCGGCUGGUGAGCCGUGUGGUCGAGAUGCUGCCGGAGAAACACGCGCAGUACAACAUUGCACUGCAUCUGCUGGAGGCGGUGGACAUGCUGCAGGAGGACGAGUGAAAGAGCGAGAGAGAACAAUCACAGAGAGAGAGAGAGAGAGAGAGAGAGCGCAAAUAUUUCCAUCUAGUUUCCCUUCAGUCACUUUAUAAGCACAGGUCUUACAAUAAUACACAGUUUAAGCCCAGACGUCACGAUCAGUCAGGACGUGUUCAGCGUCUUUAGUUCUGCACCGCACAGAAUUACGCUAACGUCGUAAUAACUAGCCGUGUUUGUUUUAUUUAUUUACUCAAUGUAUGAAAAUAAUAAAUAACUAAACAACAUGAUGAUGAUGAUGAUGGAGAGUCUUGAUACUAAGCUCUGGCACUGGAGACUCCUUCCUUAAACUUUUAAAUCCAUUUAUGUUAAACAUCCGUCGUACAAGUCCCUGCCGUUACUAUAGAAACGAGCGCGUUAAUAUAAACCCAUGGAAGUGAAUAAACGCCUUCCGACCAAUCAGAAUAAAGACCUCAACAGCGCCGCGGUGUAAAUUUUACGAUCGAUCCCACGCCGGCGACAUCAUCUCAUCAAAGGCCGUGCAACACGGCCGCCUCCGGGACGUCCCGGUGUGACGUCUACGCCAUGUGUAGAGAAAAUAACUUGCGCGAGACUGAGUACUCUGUGCGACAGCUGCAUGUUUUUGCAUGUGCAGAACCUGAGACGCUAAGCAGGUCCUGGCUGACGGACUGUAAUUGGUCUGAGGAAGUAAACGACUAUUAAAGAGACUCGGAGACGUGUUGAAGAGGCUUAUAUUUGGUUCCGUUUGACAUUUUAACGGAAUAAGCAGGGGUCAGAGAGAGAGCGUGUGCAUGUGAGAGAGAGAGAAUGUUAGAUGAUCAGUGUUCGCAGUUCUAUGCAUUUUAAUGGUGACGCGCGUGUUUAAAGCCCAGCCUUCGUGCUCAAUGCUGCUGAUUCAGUAGCAGUACUUCGUUCUAUACGCUCUGUAUUAGUUAGUGGGCGGAGUAAAGCGUAAGGAGUCAUUAACAUUAGCUGCAAUUCGUCUGCAGAAAGAAAAUCGCAUUUCGUUUCAUUAUCCGUCGUAACGUAUCGAGUCGUCUUGUCCUUUCACUCUCUCGGGUGCCAUUUUAACGCUACGGUCUUUCUUCCUUCCUCCCUCGUCGCCGGAACGGAGUUUGUACUGUAAAUGUAAUUUAUGUGUCUACUGUGAACGCGGUAGUUACGCAAGAGACAGAGCGGCGCAGUAUAUCCUGCAGAACAGCCGCUCUCCACGCUCACACACUUCACUCCGCACCGGUGCUGCAGUUUCUUAUUGUACAGAGCCGAAUACACUCAAAGUGCUAUAUAAAAGAUUAAACACACCA